UUUCAGUUGUAUUGUGACAGCCAGCCGUAGACGACAAACUGCCUGAUGACAAGUGUCAUUCCGUGUGCAGACUCACCCAUUCAACAAUCAGUCCGAUCCAAGUGUUCUUUGACAGCAGAAGUUUGCUCUUACUUUUUCUUCGUUUGGCCUGCGGUUCGAAAGGUCGUGAGACCAUUCAAUUUUGACCACGACGGGAUUUAAUUUGUGCCGUAGUAGUUUGUUGUGCAUUUGUUAUAUUUUCAUCGUUCCGGAAAGCUUGUUUUCGUGGUGAAACUGUUGGUGUGACACGGGAAGAAGUCAUCCACUGUGCUGCUGAAACGGAUUUGUUGUUGGCAAUCCCAUAAAAAUUGAUUAAAUUGAGUGUUGGAUAGGCAAAAGAAGGGAAUCAUUUUAUGUUGUAACGAUGCUAAUGCUACCGCAGCAGUGAUGCUCCGUCUUGGAGGGCUUCGCUGGUCGAAGUUAUGGUGGUCUCGCUGUGAGAUUGUUGUGAGCGUUGUGAAUAUGUCAAAAAAAAAAUGAAAUGCAAAAGUGUUUGUGUUUUGUUUUAGUCUGAUAAGAGUGGCCUGAAGGUGCAAUUUAUAUUGUUUCUGCAGAAAAGAAAAUUCCAACCGUACCACGGCAUUCUGCACAACCUUGGUGCGGCACUUGGUUUUGAUAGGUGCCAGUGAACGAAGAGUGAAGACAUCGUCGCCAGGCUGUGUCUGUGCUUGUCGUGGAGACCCCACCAAAAUUUUAAGGCACAAACAACGGGAAACCUGACAAAGAACGUGCAUGUGAUAAGUGUUGUAAUUUGUUACUUCAAGCGAGCGACUGGCACCGGGUAGAUAAUUUUGAAACUAGGCCAAGCGCAAAGUUAGGUACACCCAGCAAUGGAUUUGGCAAGUCUGUUUCUGUUCGGGCUGAUGUCCUGCGUGAUAGGCGCUGUGCUGAUGUUGCUCAUUCAGUACUAUGCCUUCGUGCGGUACUUUCGCCUACCCGAGUUGGACGAGGAACAGGAGCAGUGCCGGAAGUCGGCGUUCAGCGAGCCCUACGUGCUGCCGGAUACUCUUUUGGCCAGCAUCAAAGCCCCAGACACUGAAAGCAAAUCGACCAUAAUGGCCAUCAAUUGGAUUCUGCAGUUUCUUUACUUUGAACUUCGCCACUCGAAUCAAGUGCGCAAGUGGUUUCACCGAAAGCUCUCCUUGGAACUGGAUGAACUGAUUAGUAAAACCACCACCGGAAGGUUGUUCGACAAACUGUCGAUACGGGAUCUCGACCUGGGUAACCAAUUUCCAGAAAUUAAGAACUUUCGACUGCAUAACGUUGAGCUACACCCCGAGGAGGGCCAUAUCGAGAGUUUGGAUGUGCUGUUGGAUCUUCACUACGAGGGCCAAUUUCGGUUAUCCAUCGAUGCCGACAUGGUGCUCGGCAAGAAAGGAUCGCUUGCUCUGAAAGUUCAGCAGGUUUCAGGAAUCGCUCGGUUGCAAUUCACCCGGAAACCGUACACGCACUGGUCACUCAGUUUCGUUGGUGAUCCGAAGGUUGACCUGGCAGUGCAAUCACAGUUCCAAGGUCGCCAGAUGCAGUCUAACGUGUCCAGUCUGAUAUCAAACCAGAUCCGUAAGGCGAUUCGACGGAAACACACAUUGCCAAACUAUAAAUUAAGAUAUAAACCAUUCUUCCAUCGCGUGGAAGAGGACUACGAUCUCAACGAAAUUUCACCAAAUGGAUCAUUGGAAAUCAAUGUCGAAGAAAUCACCCGAUUAAAUUCGGCGACCCGUUUGUCCCACGUGUACUGCACUCUGACGUUGGCUCACAUGCCGUGGGUGAUUGCGAGACAGCAGGAUGACAGUAACCUCAUUGUUUCGCUGGAUGUAGAACUCCAUAAGGCAAAGAACCAACAAAUAGGAAUCGUUUUCAAACAAUUGGAACAAACGGUUACCAUUGAAGCCGUUGUUCCAAACACCCCGGCAUCGAAAGCGGAACUGAAACGUGGUGACCUUUUGCUUUCGAUUCAGGGAAAACGGGUUACGACCAUCAACCAAGUUGCCAAAAUCAUAAAAUCCCUCAACAGACCGAUGUUUAUAAUGCGUAUCGAACGAUCCGUACCGGGCGCGAUCAAGAACGACGGUUUGAUGGAUGAUUUGGAGGAGUACGAAGAAAUUGAUCCCAAUUUGAAUAUCACCUUUACGAAAAACAUUGAUAAUGUUCAGAUAGGCAGUGUUGGCAGUUCGAAGGAAAAAGUUCGCUUGUCCCGGCGGAGCUCGAAAGAUAGUGGAGGAGAAUCCAGUCAUUCGAACACACCCGGCACAACACCGGUCAAGCGUGCGGACGAUUCCAAAGAAAGGAAAAAGGAAGAAGUUUCUGGUACAAAAUUACUUAAUAACGAAUCAUCUGCAAAUGCUGCUGCAAAUAAAAAGUCUCAAAACGAUGGAUUCCCGCAGCAUUCAUCAGUGGAUUGUGUAUUCAAUUCCUUCAUUCGGAUGGAUGAUUUGAGCUGCUUUCAACUAACGGAACAAUUCUCAUACUUGAAUGUGAACGUGUUUGGUAAAAGCAGUGACGAGCAUCGACUGUUGGGAUAUUUAAAUAUACCCUUGAACAGUAUACUGAUGGAGUGUAACGAAUCUUUACUGGGUCACCAUUUGAAAAAAUAUCCGCUUCUCCCCCCGGAAGCAAUUGAUGUAUCCAACCACCCUCUCUCUAUGCAGUCAGGAUUUGAUCAAAACUAUUGCUAUGGUGACAUUCUACUUUCCUUCGUUUGGAGUGGUUCGUUGGUCUCUGCAACAAACAGUGCCGUUUCCGUCAAAAGCAGCAGCGAAAACAUCAAGAAGCUCAAACUUAUCAAUAUUAGCAAGGGUUCAGCCGACAAAUUAGAUGACGACAAGCCCGAUUCUUCAUCGGAAUCAAAAUCAACUGGACAGCCAGGUUCGCAAAUCGCACAGCAGCAUGACUUUAUACGAACCCAUUUCCAUCGUUCUACACAAUGUGAUUAUUGUGGCAGAAAGAUUUGGCUGAAGGAUGCAGUGCAGUGUCGAAACUGUGCCAUGUGUUGCCAUAAAAAGUGCAUCAGCAAGUGUCAAAGUUCUACGGUAUGCAAUGCCGGAGAUUCGGUACAGCAGACACCAACGACGGGUUCACAGCCCGAGUUCCGCGUGACGGAAGCUGAAUCACCGACAAUCGAGGUUGAAGACUUCGUAGAUAUUGUGGCAGAAGAGCAGCAAGGAAAAUCGAGGUUGGAAACACAUCGACAGAGUUUUAGCGAAUUGCUGACGCAAGGACUGAAACGUGUCAACUCGGUCAACAAUCUAUCGAUCCCGAUGGUUUCGUCGAUGAAUCAAAGCAGUAAAAGUUUACCUCCUACCCCGCAGCAUACUCCGCGAAAACAAUCGUUGGCGAAUGUGAGCCCCAACCCAUUCGUAGUGGUCACCCAGCGGCUCGAGAGUCUUCCGGAAGAUCUCAAGCAGCUCCAAAUGGAUCAAAUAGUAGAACUGACGGCGCCGCUGAUCGAGUACGGUUCUUCCGAUACGUUGAUGGCCCUUGCCAAGAGUUCUAGCAAAACCAUCUACGCCGAGUACGAAGCGGAUGUGCGAACCGAGAAAAUCAACAAACUGCUUUCCAAGCUGCACAUUGCGCUGGAUUGCGAAACGCUCAACCAAACAUUGUUGAGCGCUGGCAGGGACGGCGGAAAUAAAGAUGAGACCCGCAAAAGCACCCCGCCGCCUACGGACGCUACCCGGUCUGCUUUUCUGGCCGGCCAGUCGGAGGAACGGGUCCAAGCGCUUAGUGUCAUUAUGCUUCAUCUGUGUUCCGGUUUGCAGCACGCUCAGGGAAACAUAAACCAAUGAGAAUAGCGAUUGCUUCGGCAGCUCUCGCUUGGGUCCCUGCUAGAUCCCUCCGCUUUGGUUGGGUUUCUACCAGGGGAACUUUUACAUGGGGAGAACGAAGCAGACGACGCUGACGACCGGUUCGGGCGGUUCUACACUGGUGAAAACGGUGGUUCUGGAAGUGGUAGUGCCGGCCGAAAAAGCCCUUUCCGUUCCCGGAGACUUACUUCAUGCCGUAAGCGCGCGAUGGGACUUUUCCAGCGGUCCGCUAGUGUCAGUAGUGUUAGAAGUGGCAGCACCAAGAUCACCCUUAAUAAAUGGCUUACCCCCCAAGCCCCAGGACACUUGAAGUGAUCGAUCGUAUCCCCGAAGAGUGAACUACACUUGCUUAAGAGUUGAACUUGGCGAACUUAUUACAACCUUGCGCAUAAAUGAUGUCAAGUUGAGCACAACAUCCAAGCGAAACACGAAUUUUAGAGUUCAGUACCCUGAGCACAAAAUGAUGAACAAAACACCAAAUGUACGGCUUAAGACUUCCGCUGCUUCCAAAGCAGAAUUCUGCUAAUCCAUUUAUGCCACUCUUAUCCUUAUGUGUUAGUUUUACGAUACGCACUUUCCAUAGCUUACAAAAAUUUGUAUUUUAAUGUAGGUCCUAGCAUGUUCACUCUAGCAUUCCCAGCAUCCCACACUUUCGGAGUAGUUGUUCUAUUGAUACCAACGUGAAAGCAACAAAUGUGAUCCUGAAACCCUAGGAUAAGAUAUUGGACACGAUUGGAACCGUUUUUUAUACCAUCUCUUCCGCCCCUUUGGGACAACAGAAGAUUGUACUGAAGGAAAAGUGCAGUAUUACAUUGAAAAACUAUUCUUCUAGAGAAUUGUGUUUUCUACUUAUAUCUCACUCGACUCUGACUACAAACAAUCAAAAUAACUACUUCGAUAUCGGUCUACAUACAAGCACUGUUUUUAUCGACAGCGACUAGCGCUUGGUACAUUGUAAUGAUGUGUACUUAACGAAACAAUUGAGUUGUAUUAAGGCUUAAAGUUUUUAAAUAGAACAAAUAGACAUAAUGUUAAUAUGUUGAAUCCCAUCACCAAGCAAACCAGAAAAAACAUCACACAAACACAUGGAAAUAGACAUAAUUUACAAAACUAGUCAAUAUACAUGACUCUAUUUGAAUUGAUACACUUAGCAUUAUACAAUUAUACAUUGACAUUCGAAAAGACAGUAGUGUUAGUAUGUAUGAGUUAAGACAAAUUGAUAAAUUAUUGGUGGAAAAAGCAUAUUGAAAAUUACAAUAAACAUUUUAUGAAAUGAAUUGAUGGCAUCG
Malaya genurostris is the source of this 5131-nucleotide messenger RNA. It is a transcript of the gene Pdzd8, whose product is annotated as PDZ domain-containing protein 8. Gene Ontology annotation, biological process: mitochondrial calcium ion homeostasis. The transcript has 8 exons. NCBI's taxonomy places the organism in Eukaryota, Metazoa, Arthropoda, Insecta, Diptera, Culicidae. Gene Ontology annotation, cellular component: mitochondria-associated endoplasmic reticulum membrane contact site. Gene Ontology annotation, molecular function: lipid binding; protein binding. The coding region runs from base 870 to 3824 and encodes 984 amino acids. The record is from RefSeq and is a predicted model, not a curated record.